AUGAAGAUGAAUAAAGAUAAUUUGCAUAUUAAGAACCUAAAAUUAAAGACAAUUACGGGUCCCAAUCUAUGGAAUCAAAUACAGCCUCAGAAUUGUCGACUAUCUGUGGACGUUGAAACAAAUUUUUCUGAAUGCUCAAGAACUGACGAUUUAAAAUACUCUUUGAACUACGCUAGUUUGGCUAGUGAUAUAACUAAGUUUGUCAAGAAGAAAGAAAAUUGGAAUUCUUUGAAUAAUUUAUCGAAAUCUGUCUAUGACUAUGUGCAAGACUAUAAGAAAAGUAUAAAAUCACUGGAAGUCUCAAUACAAAACGAAAACUUACACGCUAGGACUAAUAAAAUUUCUUGGUGCUACGGUAAUCGUUUUAAUAGACUUAUGAUCAAUGACUUGAAAGUAAUGACAAUAAUUGGUAUUUUCAAUUUUGAAAGGGUACAAAAACAGACAAUUUCAAUCGAUCUAACGAUUGAAUCUAAAAAUAUCAAUAGCUGCUCAUUCCCAAUAAAAAAAAUAAUAAAUGACUGUGUGACUUUUACGGAGAAUUCAGAUUUUAAGACUGUAGAAGCAUUGGCAGAAGCGAUUAACAAUAUUGUCGCUGAAAUAAUCGACACAGAUGAGGAUACUAUCGUGACAGUAAAAGUAAUGAAAUUGAAUGCCAUUACUGACACUGACUCUGUCGGUGUAAGUUGUCAAAGAAAAGCCUCAAAAUUAAUAAAUGCUCACCAAAAACUUCCAUCCACUGAAAGAAUCAAGGCAGAACAGCCUUCUUUUGACAACGAAACUGUUACUAAUGGACAAAAUACUGUAUAUCUGUCGUUUGGUUCCAAUAUAGGCGAUAGGAUUAUGAACAUCCAAGAAGCCAUUAAAAUUUUGGACGAACAUGAAAGUAUCACGGUAAAAAAUAUAUCCUCCUUCUUUGAAAGUGAGCCUAUGUAUUAUCUGAAUCAAAAUCAAUUCAUUAAUGGUUGCGUAGAAUGUCAAACUAUUUUGACUCCAAGAGAACUGCUGAAAGCUAUCAAAGAUAUUGAAUAUAACAAGCUGAAUCGUGUAAAAGAAUUUGAUAAUGGGCCCAGAACCUUAGAUCUAGAUAUCAUUAUGUAUCUCGAUUCGAAGGGAAAUCAAAUAAUUGUAAACGAACCUGAUUUAAUUGUCCCUCAUGAUAAAAUGCUAGAGAGAUCAUUUGUCCUAGAGCCACUUUGUGAAUUGAUUCCCUCCAAUUUCGAGCAUCCGAUUUCCACCGAACCAAUAUCAAAACAUCUAUCAGCAAUCUACGAAAGAGGAAACGAUGAAGAUUAUCUAUGGAAGGUGAUACCUAUUCCAAACCACAACAAGGAAACCGAGAAGGGAACAAGGUUUUUAAAAUUCAAGACAAUAUGCAAAACUAAUGAGUUCACUGCAAAGAGAAAAAGAAUCACUAUAUCACCCACGUAUUUAAUGGGAAUAUUGAAUACUACACCUGAUUCAUUUUCUGAUGGAGGCAAGUACAAUACCUUGGAAAAACAACUUGAUUGCAUCAAGGUAAUGUGCCAGGAGCAUUUUAAAUUACAUGAAAAUAUUAUAAUUGAUGUCGGUGGUUGUUCUACAAGACCAAACUCUGUUCAGGCAACGGUAGAGGAAGAACUAGCAAGGACCAUACCGAUUAUUGAACAAAUUAGACAGUGUAAAGAGCUUCCACAGGACAAAAUCAUAAUUUCUAUCGAUACCUAUCGUUCUGAGGUUGCUGAAAAGGCAAUCCAGGUUGGUGCAGAUAUAAUAAAUGAUAUUUCAGGGGGAGCUUUCGAUAGCGACCUAUUCAACAUAAUAUCAUCUCAUCCCAAUGUUGCUUACGUUUUAUCUCAUACAAGAGGCGAUAUUGCCACAAUGACAAAACUUACCUCUUAUGAUGAAUUUACGGGUUCAGAAGGUUGUGAAUUUUUUAAUGAAGAAGAAUAUACCGGUAAUAAUUUGAAAUUUAUUAGAGUCCUGGGACGUGAACUAGCUACAAGAUAUCAAAUCGCCCUUUCGAAGGGUGUCAGACGUUGGCAAAUUAUUGUAGACCCUGGUUUAGGAUUUGCUAAGGAUUUAAAUUCGAAUCUCAAAGUUAUUAGAGAGCUUCCAUUUUUGAAAAAUUACUCAUUCUUAGAAGAUGGUACCAAUAACUAUACUUCUUUCCGUAAUCUACCAUUCCUACUUGGCCCAUCACGAAAAAAAUUCAUUGGUACCAUUACUAAAGACGACGAUGCACAAAACAGAGAUUUUGCCACUGGUUCAAUUGUAGCAUCAUGCAUUGGAUUUGGUGCAGACUUAGUUAGAGUGCAUAAUGUCGCUGACUGUUCCAAGAGUAUAAAAUUGGCAGAUGCAACAUAUAAAUUAUUAGAAUGA
Kazachstania africana CBS 2517 is the source of this 2358-nucleotide messenger RNA. RefSeq names its product trifunctional dihydropteroate synthetase/dihydrohydroxymethylpterin pyrophosphokinase/dihydroneopterin aldolase FOL1 (gene FOL1). Bases 1 to 2358 code for a protein of 785 amino acids. Gene Ontology annotation, cellular component: mitochondrial envelope. Gene Ontology annotation, biological process: tetrahydrofolate biosynthetic process. Gene Ontology annotation, molecular function: dihydroneopterin aldolase activity; dihydropteroate synthase activity; 2-amino-4-hydroxy-6-hydroxymethyldihydropteridine diphosphokinase activity. The record is from RefSeq and is a predicted model, not a curated record. NCBI's taxonomy places the organism in Eukaryota, Fungi, Ascomycota, Saccharomycetes, Saccharomycetales, Saccharomycetaceae. The transcript has a single exon.